GGCGAAUCAUAAGCGAGUCGAGUGGGGUCUGCGAACAAACAGACCGGUUUUAUAUAUUUAUAUGAGCUCUUGGACUUCGGCUAACACAAAUAGAUAGAUAUAGAAAACAUUUGUGAUUAGUCAAAAGAUUAGACUCUAAAUAUGUCACCCAAUGCGGAGCUGGAGGCCUGGCGCAUUUCGGGCAUAUCCCGCACAUAUCCCAGCUAUCGCAGAAAUUGGCCCAUCACUGAUGAGAGCUGGCUGGAGGGCAAACACCGAGACGACGAGGCCGAGGGUCUGUGGCGCAUCAAUGAUAAGCUCUACGACUUGACGGACUUCGCGCAACGGCAUCCGGGCGGCGCGUUCUGGAUCGGGCGCACCAAGGGCACCGAUAUAACCGAACCCUUUGAAUCACAUCACAUCGAGGAGCAUGCCGAGCGGAUGCUCAGCAAAUUUGAAGUGCGCCCAGCCUCGAAGCCGCGAAAUUAUAAGUUUACGCUGGAGCAGAAUGGCUUCUACUUGACCCUAAAGAGGCGAGUGCGAGCGAAGCUGCGAGCGCUUAAUUAUCGACCCAGCUAUAAGACAGAUCUACUUCACAGCGGCAUCCUGAUCUCAGUCUUCCUCUUCAGCUGGGCCGGCACAGUCCUGGACUCCUUGGUAUUGCGUGCCCUUGCGGGUCUGGCGCUCUGCUGGUUAUCCACCUCGGCGCACAAUUACUUCCAUCAGCGUGACAAUUGGCGCAUGUAUAGCUUUAAUCUAAUACUGCUCAACUUUAAUGGCUGGCGCAUAUCGCACGCUCUUUCCCAUCAUGUUUAUCCGAACUCGCUGCAUGAUCUGGAAAUGUCGUUCUUUGAACCCUUCCUCUGCUGGAUACCCAGCAGGCACUAUGCGAGCCGGCACCAGCGUCUGAUCUCCGUGCUGAUAUCACCUUUUAUAUAUACGGUCAUAAGUCUAGUGCAGUUAACACAACGUCUGGUCUACUCCCUGGUCAAAUCGAAUGUUCUGUACUGGCACGAUCUUUUGGGCUUUACCUUGCCUGCCUUUCUGUAUAUCUCGACAAGUGUGGGUCUUGGCUCCGCGAUCACUAGUUGGUUUAUUAUUUUGGGCCUGGCCAGUUUUCUGUUCGGCUUCAUCGGCCUGACCGCAGCUCAUCAUGAUCCUCGCAUUUAUCACGACGGCGACGCCACGCGCUCUGAUCGCGAUUGGGGUCUCUAUCAGCUGGAUACGAUCAUCGAUCGUGGCGACAUCAAGUGGUCCGAUCUGCUGGUGCUCACCCAUUUUGGUGAGCAUGCACUGCAUCAUUUGUUCCCCACACUGGAUCAUGGUGUGCUGAAGCAGCUCUAUCCGGAGCUGCGGCAGACCUUGCGCGAGUUCAAGUCUGAGCUGCGCGAAAUUAACCACUGGGGUCACAUCAGGGGUCAGACCCAGCAGCUGUUGCGUAUGGAAACGAAUCCAAUUCCACCGGGCAGCAAAAAAUUGAAAUAGUUUAAGUGCUGAUAUAAUUGUCGUGGUGAAUGGGUGAGCUUUGAUAUGGCCACCAAAUAAAUGUAUAAACUUCUGUGUAACUAGACGAGUAAGUAAAAAUUGUGUUUCCGACAAUUAUAAGAGAGUAUUAUUCUCUUGAUUAGCUGGAAAAAUGGGCAUGAUAAUAAAACUUUUUUUAAUAUA
This is a messenger RNA of Drosophila montana, 1647 nucleotides long. RefSeq names its product cytochrome b5-related protein. The coding region runs from base 142 to 1464 and encodes 440 amino acids. Lineage: Eukaryota; Metazoa; Arthropoda; Insecta; Diptera; Drosophilidae. Gene Ontology annotation, biological process: lipid metabolic process. The record is from RefSeq and is a predicted model, not a curated record. The transcript has 4 exons.